AUGGAAGCGUUGAUUUCCAAAAGGCUGCUACGUUGUUCUUCUGCGUCCUUGCAUUCACUGGGACAGUUCUACUUUAAUUCAACUAAUGCUGGGUUUUCCACUUUUCAUAAAUCACGUGAUGUAUGCAGCAGUUUAUCUGGGGAAAGACUACUUUCUGCAGAUUGUUCUUUGGUCAGGUCAAUGAUCCGGCAGUUUUCUACUUCUAUUUUAACUCCUGGGCCGGAUGAGGGUGCAUCUCCACCCGAUUUAUUGUCCAAGAAGACUCUAGCAACAUCUGAGCGUACUAUAGGGCUUUGCCAGGAUCUUUUAAUCCCAGUUACAAACUUUCAUAAUGAAGACAAGGGCUUUAUGGUUUUACCUGGAGAUGUUUUUGAUUUGCCUAUUCGGAAGGACAUUAUUCAUCGUGUUGUUAGGUGGCAGCUUGCAAAACGACAACAGGGGACUCAUUCAACGAAAACUAUCAGUGAGGUCAGUGGGACUGGAAGAAAGCCAUGGAAUCAAAAGGGAACUGGUAGAGCAAGGCAUGGUUCAUUGCGUGGGCCUCAGUUCAGGGGUGGUGCCACCAUGCAUGGCCCUAAACCUCGAAGCCAUGCUUUCAAAGUCAAUAAGAAGGUUCGGCGACUGGGGCUGAAGAUUGCCUUGUCAGCUCGGGCAGCAGAAGGAAAGCUUCUUGUGUUUGAGGAUCUGGAGGUUCCCACACAUAAAACUAGGAAUAUGGUGAAUUAUUACAAUCAAAUGGAGAACACCAAGAAACUUCUGCUCGUAGAUGGCGGGCCUAUAGAUGAAAAGUUAAAAUUAUCGACGCAAAAUCUACACUAUGUUAACAUACUUCCAUCCAUUGGGUUGAAUGUCUACAGCAUUUUGCUUCAUGACACAUUGGUGAUGUCCCGAGCUGCGGUGACCAGAAUUGUUGAGCGAAUGCGCACUCCAAUAAAUCGCAAGUUAUGCCAUUUUGAUCAUGUUGAAGGAUGGAACUUGGGAAAUUGUUGGUCGAAUUUUGAUGUUCUAGUGAGCACCAAGGGUGUCUCCGUUCAAAAGCUUUAG
This is a messenger RNA of Sphenostylis stenocarpa, 1044 nucleotides long. NCBI's taxonomy places the organism in Eukaryota, Viridiplantae, Streptophyta, Magnoliopsida, Fabales, Fabaceae. The record is from the annotation of a GenBank genome assembly.